UCGUAUUAACACCUGUUCUCGAACCUCACCUGAUCUCGAACCUUUCAUAAAAAAGUUGUUUACUUUGCUACGUAAUUGCGUAUGACGUCAUCAACUCGUGUGCACAAAUGUUUUGUAAACAACGGACGCAACUGCAGCUGUCAAACGAAAACAAUGCGCAAGAAACAGCUUCAUCCAGCAAAAAGGUGUCUUAGAAAUGGUCACUACUCACCAACUGCUCUCCAGAAUGCUUACAAAUUAGUCAAAGAGACUGGGAUGCCUAUAAAAUCUGCAGCAAGGCAGUAUGGGGUGCCACAUUCAACCCUCAGAGAUCGUGUGAAAGGUAGAAUUGACCCAGAGACAUUGAAGCCAGGUCCUGCCCCAUUGUUAAGUCAAGAAGAAGAACUGAACUUUGUUGAUCACAUUAAAGCCAUGGCAUCCCUAGGGUAUGGUUACACUAUAACUGAGGUGAUAGCAAUGGCUAGUAAUUAUGCCGUUUGUUUAGGCAAAAGGACACCAGACAAGCCACUUAGUACAAAAUGGUUUAAUGGUUUCAAGGAUAGAUGGCCUGAUUUACGUGUUGUAAGGCCUAGAGCACUUUCAAAUUACAGGGCUGAAUCUACCUCACAGGCUGUUGUUGAUGAAUACUUCAUGAAUUUGAAGGCUGUUAUUGAAGAUAAUGAUCUUAUUGACAAGCCCGAGUGCAUUUACAAUAUAGAUGAAAAGGGUAUUCAAACCGAACACACUCCUCCCUACAUUGUAUCUGGAAACUCAAGAACACCUGCAAUAACCUCUUCUCGUUCUAAUGUCACCACUAUUAUUGGAUGUGGAAAUGCUUUGGGCACACAAGUUCCACCUUUUUUUGUCUUUAAAGGUAAACGUUUCAAUGAAGACCUUUUGAAUGGCUCAACACCUGGUUCUGCUGCUAGUAUGUCUGACAGUGGUUGGUCCAAUUCAAGUGUUUUUCUACACUAUAUGGAAAAACACUUUAUUAAGUACGUACAGAGAGGUGACAAACAGCAGCCAAUAUUAGUAAUUCUGGAUGGACAUAAAACGCAUAUAAAUGUUCCUGUACUGGAUUGGGCUAAGAAAAAUAAUGUAAUUAUGUUCAUACAUACAAGCCAUGUUCUACAGCCACUAGAUUUUGGCUGUUUUUGGGCCCUUACAGGCAAAUGUCACAGGUAUCUUAGAGAAAAUCCCUCUACUAAAGUAACUACUUUACUAUGUUUAAUGUUGCUACCAUUGCAUCAGAAUCAUACCAUAGUGCAUUAUCAAGUGACAAUUUGA
Molecule: messenger RNA, 1266 nt
Organism: Ruditapes philippinarum (Manila clam)
Lineage: Eukaryota; Metazoa; Mollusca; Bivalvia; Venerida; Veneridae
Exons: 2
Coding region: 82-1266 (394 amino acids)
Cellular component (GO): nucleus
Molecular function (GO): DNA binding
Source: RefSeq, a predicted model, not a curated record